This is a messenger RNA of Musa acuminata AAA Group (dessert banana), 894 nucleotides long. Its product is annotated as cytokinin riboside 5'-monophosphate phosphoribohydrolase LOG1-like. Gene Ontology annotation, biological process: cytokinin biosynthetic process. The transcript has 7 exons. The coding region runs from base 107 to 823 and encodes 238 amino acids. Gene Ontology annotation, cellular component: cytosol. The record is from RefSeq and is a predicted model, not a curated record. Gene Ontology annotation, molecular function: hydrolase activity, hydrolyzing N-glycosyl compounds. Lineage: Eukaryota; Viridiplantae; Streptophyta; Magnoliopsida; Zingiberales; Musaceae.
UAACUAUUCAGAGAGGGUAACUCGGGGAUUUAUAGUGGAAGAUCACCCUUCUCCAACGAGUCAUUGGACGGCGAGGGGCUUCUAGGAAGAAGAGAAGGAGCCACAUAUGAUGGAGGACCAAACGCAAGCGAAGUCAACGGCAGUCGCUAAGAGAAGGGUGUCAUCGUCGUCGUCGUCGUCGUCGUCGCCAUCAUCACGGUUCAAAAGAGUCUGCGUGUUCUGCGGUAGCAGCACAGGGAAGAAGAAAGGCUAUCAGCUCGCAGCUAUCCAACUAGGAAAAGAAUUGGUGGAGAGGAACAUAGACUUGGUGUACGGCGGAGGGAGCGUUGGGCUCAUGGGUCUCGUCUCGCAAGCUGUUUUUGACGGCGGCCGCCAUGUCUUAGGGAUAAUUCCAAGGACGCUCAUGCCCAAAGAGAUAACCGGAGAGACCAUAGGGGAAGUGCAGCCCGUCGCCGGAAUGCACCAGAGGAAAGCCGAGAUGGCACGUCAGGCUGAUGCCUUUGUUGCUCUUCCCGGAGGGUACGGAACCCUAGAAGAACUGCUCGAGGUGAUAACUUGGGCUCAGCUGGGAAUCCAUGACAAGCCGGUGGGUCUUCUGAACGUCGAAGGGUACUACAACACACUGCUAUCGUUCAUCGACAAGGCUGUGGACGAGGGGUUCAUCUCUCCUGAUGCUCGCCAUAUUAUUAUCUCGGCACAGACAGCUCAUGAGUUACUGUCCAAGCUUGAGGAGUAUGAACCCAGGCAUGAGAGAGUUGCAUCCAAACUGAGGUGGGAGAUGGAGAAGUUGGGUCACCCCCCCAAGUCGUACAUCGCGCGCUAGUAGAACACCACCACCUUGUAUGAGUAAUUAUAAUUGCCCAAUGAUGCAACCAUUGUAAUCUUUACUUCAAC